Messenger RNA from Callithrix jacchus (white-tufted-ear marmoset), 3108 nucleotides. RefSeq names its product asparaginyl-tRNA synthetase 1 (gene NARS1). NCBI's taxonomy places the organism in Eukaryota, Metazoa, Chordata, Mammalia, Primates, Cebidae. Gene Ontology annotation, biological process: asparaginyl-tRNA aminoacylation. Gene Ontology annotation, molecular function: nucleic acid binding; ATP binding; asparagine-tRNA ligase activity. The record is from RefSeq and is a predicted model, not a curated record. Gene Ontology annotation, cellular component: cytoplasm.
CCGCCGCGCACCCAGUCUCGCGACAUGAACUCAAACAGCCUCCAGUAUCUGGGGAUCAGGGUCUGGUUUGUAAGACGGCCUGCACGCCUGCAGCUGGGGCAGAAUUAGAAAAUUCAGAAAGGAAAGUUGAAGAGACGGGGAAGGAAGGAUGCAAACGCGAGGCUGUGCCUGUCUCGAGGGCCUGUGAGCCACGAACCAGGCUGAGCCCUCCCAGCUGUGAAAACGCGCAGGGCGGGGCGCCUUCGGACCUGGAAGUCGCCUCUGCCCUCACCAGAGAUGGCGGCUCCGGCGCCGCUCGCCCACCUCUCGUAACCAAUGGCGCCGCGGCGCUCAGCUGACUCACGUGGGCGCCCUCUGCCCUAAGCUGACGCAACGCCCCUGUGGCGGAAACCGCUGGUGCACGUUGGGGUGCUAAGCCGGCGGCAGUUUUGCGUCUAUGUCCUUGGAGGUGAUCACGGCCACUGCAGACAUGGUGCUAGCAGAGCUGUACGUCUCUGAACGAGAGGGCGAUGAUGCCACGGGAGAUGGAACCAAGGAGAAGCCAUUUAAAACCGGUCUAAAGGCUUUGAUGACAGUAGGAAAAGAACCAUUUCCUACCAUUUACGUGGAUUCACAAAAAGAAAAUGAGAGGUGGAAUGUUAUUUCUAAAUCACAGAUGAAGAACAUUAAAAAGAUGUGGCAUAGGGAACAAAUGAAGAGUGACUCCCGGGAUAAGAAAGAGGCAGAAGAUAAUUUACGAAGAGAAAAGAACCUGGAAGAAGCCAAGAAGAUUACCAUUAAAAACGAUCCAAGUCUCCCAGAGCCAAAAUGUGUGAAGAUUAGUGCGUUAGAGGGAUAUCGAGGCCAAAGAGUAAAGGUGUUUGGCUGGGUCCACAGGCUACGUAGGCAAGGAAAGAAUUUAAUGUUUCUGGUGUUGCGAGAUGGGACAGGUUUUCUUCAGUGUGUCUUGGCGGAUGAGUUGUGUCUGUGCUACAAUGGACUACUCUUGUCCACGGAGAGUAGCGUGGCAGUGUAUGGAACGCUAAAUCUUACCCCAAAGGGCAAGCAGGCUCCAGGUGGCCAUGAGCUGAGUUGUGACUUCUGGGAACUCAUUGGCUUGGCCCCUGCUGGAGGAGCUGACAACUUGAUCAACGAGGAGUCUGAUGUUGACGUCCAGCUCAACAACAGACACAUGAUGAUCCGAGGAGAAAACAUGUCCAAAAUCUUCAGAGCACGCUCCAUGAUCACCAGGUGCUUUAGAGAUCACUUCUUUGAUAGGGGGUACUGUGAAAUUGCUCCUCCAACAUUAGUGCAAACACAAGUAGAAGGUGGCUCCACGCUCUUCAAGCUUGACUACUUUGGGGAAGAGGCAUUUUUGACUCAGUCCUCUCAGUUGUACCUGGAGACUUGCCUCCCAGCCCUGGGAGAUGUUUUUUGCAUCGCACAGUCAUACCGGGCAGAACAGUCCAGAACACGAAGGCACCUGGCUGAGUACACUCACGUGGAAGCCGAGUGUCCUUUCCUGAGCUUUGAGGACCUCCUGAACCGGCUGGAGGACUUGGUCUGUGAUGUGGUAGACCGAGUACUGAAGUCACCUGUAGCCAGCAUAGUGCAUGAACUCAACCCGAACUUUAAGCCCCCCAAACGGCCUUUCAAACGGAUGAACUAUUCAGAUGCUAUCGUGUGGCUAAAAGAACACGAUAUAAAGAAAGAAGAUGGAACUUUCUAUGAAUUUGGAGAAGAUAUCCCAGAAGCUCCUGAGAGACUGAUGACAGACACCAUUAAUGAACCAAUCUUGCUGUGUCGAUUUCCUGUGGAGAUCAAGUCCUUCUACAUGCAGCGAUGUCCUGAGGAUCCCCGUCUUACUGAAUCUGUCGACGUGUUGAUGCCCAAUGUUGGUGAGAUUGUGGGAGGCUCAAUGCGUAUCUGGGAUAAUGAAGAAAUACUGGCAGGGUAUAAAAGGGAAGGGAUCGACCCCACUCCCUAUUACUGGUAUACAGAUCAGAGAAAAUACGGCACAUGUCCACAUGGAGGCUAUGGCUUGGGCCUGGAACGAUUUUUAACAUGGAUUCUGAAUAGGUAUCACAUCCGAGACGUGUGCUUAUACCCUCGAUUUGUCCAGCGCUGCAAGCCAUAAUCCAUUUCUCCAGAAGUGCGGAGGAAAGAUUGUGAAAAAAAAACAGGCUGCCUCUUUAAAAAAGAAAACAAAAAUCCAAAAUCUUCCUUUUUUCAUUCCAUUGCGGUUUUCUCUUUCUUUUUUUCCUUUCUGCUGCCAUAAAAAGUACCCCAAAUCACCUGAACACCAAGUGACAUUAAGGUUGUCAUCUUAAGAUAAUCCAUUACAAAGUUUGGGGGAAAUAUCUGGCAUGAAACUGUAGUUAGGGAUACAUUUCAGCAUUUUAUUCACUUCAUUCAAGUUAAUCGUUUUAUUUAAGUUAUAUCUGUGUAAUUCAACAGUUUUAGAUCAUGGUCUAAGAUACUCCAGUAACUUAAUCUUCCUGUCCUUUUAAGUGUACCUGGAAUUCUUUGAUUUAUUUUAUUGCAUCAAUGAGUUAAAACAAAAAUCUUGGAGGGGAAAUUGGCAAUAUGGUAUAAAAAUGUGCUCAUAUUAGACCACAGUAUAAUUCAGCAGUAGACACUGGAAUCAAAUGAAUACAGUCUUUUGAAUCAGUUGUUAAUCUUUUCUGAGUCUGCAUAGCUGCUUAUAAGUAAGUCUGAGGCACACUGACUGAUAUGGAAGAAUUUAUAAAAACAGAAUUGCCUUAUAGGUGUUGAAGUAAGAGCAUAAUUUUGGGGAGAGUUCUUCAGUGAUUCACAGCAUCCCUCUUAGCAUUAGUUUAAGGUAAAGAGGCAGACUGCUCUUCCCUCUUUCCUGGUAAUUCCUAAGUAAUUAAGAAUCAGUAAGUUCCAAAAGAAUUUACAGCUGGAAUCUUAAUAACAACUGUAAGUGGCUGUUUUAGUUGCUACCACUUUGUCCUUACAUCUAAUCUGUGCUACCUUAUUAACUCACAGCAGACUUACUGGAUGGCUUCAUUUCAGGUUUAGUUAAUUUCUCCCCCAAAUGCAUGUCAUGUAUUCUCAAUAAGCUGUACUCACAGCAGUCAAUAAAUGAACACAGGUAAAAACUUC